Aspergillus calidoustus is the source of this 945-nucleotide messenger RNA. NCBI's taxonomy places the organism in Eukaryota, Fungi, Ascomycota, Eurotiomycetes, Eurotiales, Aspergillaceae. The record is from the annotation of a GenBank genome assembly.
AUGACUCAAAAAAUCGGAUGGUUUGGCCUCGGCUCAAUGGGCCUGGGCAUGGCCUUGAACCUGCAGAAGCACCUUCAGGCUCAAGGCGGGCGACCUCUCCGCUACAGUAACCGCAGCUUAGCAAAGGGACAGCCUCUAGAAGAUGCAGGAGCUAUUUCUGAAAAGGACUUUGAGUCCCUUGUGCAGGGAUGCGAUGUCAUUUUCACCAUGAUCUCAAAUGAUGAGGUUCUCAAUGAGCUGCUAUCAAAAGCACUAGGCAGCAGCAUCUCCUUGAGCGGCAAGAUAUUUAUCGACACCUCUACAAUCCACCCAGACACAUCUGCCUCCGCCGCAGAACGCCUCGCUGAAAAGGGCGCAACGUUUAUCGCUUCCCCUGUCUUCGGCGCCAGCCCCGUCGCAGCAGCGGGGAAGCUGAUCUUCGCCAUGGCUGGGCCGGCCCCAGCACUCAAAACAGUCAGGCCCUUCAUUCUCAACGUCAUGGGCCGCAGCAUCAUAAAUAUGGGCGCAGAUGUGCGGAAAUCCAGCCUCCUCAAGAUCUGCGGAAACAUCCUCGUAAUAAGUUUCAUGGAAGUCCUCUCAGAAGCACACGUCUUUGCCGAGAAAACAUCACUGGGCGGAGCCCAACUCGAAGAAUUCGUCGGCAACAUGUUCGGCCCCGUCCUCGAGAGCUACUCAGCGCGCAUCACGAGUGGAUCGUACGCGCCGCCGUUGGACCAGGGGCCCGGAUUCGCGGCAGCCCUGGCGUGCAAGGAUAUGAGGCAUGCGCUUAGUAUCGCGAAGGCGAGUGGGACGACCUUGCCGACUACGGAGGUUGCGUACGAGAGGUUGAGUAGGGCGAGGGAGUUUGCAGGCGAGUGUUUGGAUAGUGCGGCGAUGUAUGGGACGGCGAGGCAGGAGGCGGGGUUGGAGUUUUGGAAUGAGAACAGCAGGAAGGGGAAUGAGUAG